UCGAGACGGAAAGUUUCAGCGUGUUCAUGUAACGACUUAAAGUUUUUAUGAAACGUCUAGAGACUUACAUUGUUCAUUAAAACGUUUACUAAAAAUAUAAGCGUAUUUUCUAACGAAAUUGGGUUAAAAAUGUUCCGGAAAACAAUGUGGAGGAAAGCAGUGAGUGAUACUGUCAGCUCACAUCAACAUCGAGCCCUGAAUACCACCAUUUUUAUUCUCAAAGAGUUUGGACCGAUUGGAUUUCUCCUGAAAGAGGAUGGAGACAGCAAACAUUAUAAAGUGUGUUUGGGCGAUCCACACACGUGUACCUGCCCUACGUUUCAGAAAGAGAAGGAUCUUUGUACACACAUCUGCUGGAUUUUAAUGCGUAAAUUUCGACUACCAGAAGAUCAUGAAUACUGUUUUCAGUACGGUCUUGCGGAGAGACAGAUCCUAGAGCUGUUACAAGGGCUUCAUGUAACCAAAACUACGUCUCCUAAUGACAGGAGGAGCUCAGAGCCAUCAUGUCCUGAGCCUAGUGAGGAAGACGGAAGCAUCAGACAGAAAGACAUUGAGAAAGAUGAUAUAUGUCCAAUCUGUCAAGAAGAACUUUUGCUGAAAAAAUUGCCUGUAACCUAUUGCAAGUUCAGUUGUGGAAACAACAUCCACAUUUCCUGCAUGAAGGUAUGGGCUGAUCAUCAAACAAAGAGGGACCCACGUGGCCAGCUUAAGUGUCCACUUUGUAGGGAGGACUUUGGCACUUUUAAGCAGCUGACUGAACAGGUGAAAAAUGCAGGUGAACUGUUAACCUGCUAUGAGAAGGACUGUCUGGACAAACAUCUGGGUGUUAUGUGCAACAGCUGCAGGGUUUGUCCAAUCAUCGGCAAAUGUUUCAAAUGCACAGACUGCAGUUAUUUCCAUCUGUGUGAAGACUGCUUUAGGAGAACAGUACAUCCACAACAUUGCUUCAUGGUUCGAAUGAAAAGAGGUCAGCCAUGGCAGACAGCAGAACCUCAUGCCUCUGAGGACACACAGAAAAAGGAAAACCACUCAAUGGAUAGUAGCUCCAGCAGAAUGUCUGGUGUGACGUGUGAUAUCAUCCCGAACUAUGUAAUGAAGAGUUUGCCGAUGGUGAGAGUUCGAAAAGAGUCCAGACUGCUUUAUCCAGGUGUUCAGUGUAGAAUUUGCCUCUCAAGAUUUCAACUGGGUCAGCAUGUCAGAACUCUUCCCUGCAAACAUAAGUUCCAUACUGGCUGUAUUGAUCCAUUGCUCUGCAAGUCUAACUGCUGCCCACUGGACUGGCACGUCAUCUACAGUCCUCUUAUGUGGAAUCCCAAAAGCGGCAGAAAAGAAAGAUCUCUGGCUCCAUCUAGUGAUGUUCUGAGCAAGCGUACUGAUGACCAGAUUUCAGAGUUCUUUCUACCAGGUAUUGGUUUGGACGUAAAAAGAGGUAGUGCUCCAUCUCGGUUGAGAACAGUGAUAUCUGAACCAGGGUAUUCCAGUCCUUCCUCUGUGGAUGCACUCAGUGAGGGUUUUCAGGAUCUCUGCAUCAAUAGUUCCCACAUAGAACCAUAUUCCAGAAUGUCCAACAUAAAGCAGAAUUAUACAAAUAAACAUCAUAGGAGCUUAUCAGUUGGGAAGGCAAUAGUUGCACAGAGGAGAGAGUCCUUCCCAAAUAGGCCCUCGGCAGUUAGUCUAACUUGUUUGAACGUCCAGUCAGCUUUGGCCGGAACACAAAAUGACCAGGAAAGGCUCACUGUGGACAUUAAUGGGUCACCCAGCAUGACUCCGGCUUUCGGCAGGAUCAGACCACUGAGGAAUGGUCGCUUAAGACAGAGACCAAGGCCAAACAUGGUGGAUGUGAAGGAUCUUCAUCUCUGGAUGACUAACAAUCCUGUCAAAGUUAUACUUGUGAGAAAACAAGAGUAAAGUAAACAAAUAUGCAAUCAAAAAAUAAUGGUAGCAAGUUGCUUCAAGGGUGUUUGGAUUACCUCCACAGUCCAUGAAGCAAGAAUUCAAGACACUCAAAUGUGUAAUAUUAAAAAGCUUUUUAUUAAACUGCGGCUAUAAUGUUAAAAUCCAGAAGCACCCUGAGGAAGGCUCUUUUUAAUGUUAUUGCCCUGUUUUAAAAUGGGCUUUUUAAUGUUAUACCUCAUAUGAGUGCCUUAAAUUUCUUGCUUAAUAAAAUCAAGCAUGUUAGGUUUUCUUGUAUUUAGCUGAGCAGUCACUGCAAUUCAGAAUCUUUAAACUAAAAAUUAACAGUGCGUGAUCUUUG
Messenger RNA from Onychostoma macrolepis, 2254 nucleotides. It is a transcript of the gene zswim2, whose product is annotated as zinc finger, SWIM-type containing 2. Bases 130 to 1908 code for a protein of 592 amino acids. The transcript has 10 exons. Gene Ontology annotation, molecular function: zinc ion binding; ubiquitin protein ligase activity. The record is from RefSeq and is a predicted model, not a curated record. Lineage: Eukaryota; Metazoa; Chordata; Actinopteri; Cypriniformes; Cyprinidae.